UCUGCAUUCUACUGUCCUUUUUAUGAAAUAAAUUUCAAAAAUGUAGUUCUUAUUUUCUUCUUCAUCCUCUUGAACCUGCAUGAAUUGCAAUCAUCUUGGAAUCAACCAUGCCAAAAACAAGAGCAGUCACACAUGCCGAUCUUGCACCAAGUCCUGGAAGUACGGAUUUGGGUAGCAAAACAGCUGCCUUCCUCGUGGUUUUUACCAUAGCUUGUGGCCUAUUUUGCUUCAUUCUUUGCCUUAUAGCUGAAGCCACUCGUUCCCAGUUGUCAUGGGUGAACUCUGAUGGUAAAGAAAAUGGUGAGGAUUCUCAAUGUAUAUAUACUGGCAGUGGCAGGACACCAUUUUUGUGUUCUGCUAUUGCAUUUGUAGGACUGGCAGUUGCCAUGGUGGUGGAACAUAUGUACAUGUUAAUUGCAGUGAGCAAAGCACCGCCUCCGGCUCUAGUUGCGUGUGACACUAAUUCUGCUUGUGCCAAGAGCAUCACAAGGCAGGCAGGAUUUUUCUUUGUCACAACCUGGAUAUGCUUUGCUGUUGGAGAAAUCUUGUUGUUAAUAGGGCUGGGUGUGGAGUCAGGGCAUUUGAAGAAUUGGUCUAGACCAAGGCCGAACUGCCUCAUCAUUAAAGAAGGCUUGUUCUCUGCUGCAGGAAUCUUUGCAUUGUUAACAGUCUUCUUUGCUUCUGGAUUAUACUUGACAGCAUUGCGUGCACAAAGAAUGUCCCAAGAGCACGAAAACACUCGGCGAGAAAUACUCGAGGCCUCUGCCCUCUACGCGUCUCCGCCAAGGUCACCUCAACAUCACAUGAUCACCGCCAUUGCCAGAGAAAAUCCAGUUGCUAGAGAGAAUCAGACUCAAGAACCAUCGUUCACAUAUCCACCAGCUUUCACCAAGCAGUUACACUUGGUGUAAAGCAAGAAAAGGAUAUGUAAGUUGGUGCUCUUAGCUGCUUAGCAAAGCCAUAGGCAGAAUUUAGAGGACCAAUGGUGGCAAGUAAUCACGAGGAAAUGUAUGCAUGUGCAUGCGGGAAAUUAUGAUUGGUAUGAUUCUGUAAAUAUGCUAUCCUAAAAUUCUACAGGAUAUUAACCU
This is a messenger RNA of Populus euphratica (Euphrates poplar), 1088 nucleotides long. RefSeq lists its product as uncharacterized. The record is from RefSeq and is a predicted model, not a curated record. The transcript is spliced from 3 exons. The coding region runs from base 108 to 911 and encodes 267 amino acids. Lineage: Eukaryota; Viridiplantae; Streptophyta; Magnoliopsida; Malpighiales; Salicaceae.